AGCCUCGCCCCUCCCUGCGGAAAACCGAUGAGAGGCAGGGCCAAGCCGAAGCGAUGGCGGCCUAUCCAGAGAGCUGCGUGGACGCUACGGUGCUGGACUUCGUUGCAGACCUGUCCCUGGCCUCCCCGGGACGCCCUCUCCUCUGCGACUUCGCACCCGGGGUCUCCUUUGGGGAUCCAGCCCUUGCGCUCCGAGAAGGAAGAACCAGGAGGAUGGCGCAGUUUGAAGACGGGGACCCAGAAGAAGAGGAGUGCGAAGUGGACCAGGGGGACGGAGAAGAGGAGGAGGAAGAGGAGCGCGGGAGAGGCGUCUCCCUAUUAGGCCGCCCCAAGAGGAAAAGGGUGAUCACCUACGCCCAGCGCCAGGCCGCCAACAUCCGCGAAAGGAAGCGGAUGUUCAACCUCAACGAGGCCUUUGACCAGCUGCGGAGGAAGGUGCCCACGUUUGCUUACGAGAAAAGGCUGUCCCGGAUCGAGACCCUCCGCCUGGCCAUCGUCUACAUCUCCUUCAUGACCGAGCUCUUGGAGAGCUGUGAGAAGAAGGAAAGCGGCUGAACCGGGUGGGGAGAGUCUGCCCUUCCUGGUCUGGUAGUGCUGGGGUGUGGCAGGACCGGGUACUGGGUGAGGCU
Piliocolobus tephrosceles (Ugandan red Colobus) is the source of this 628-nucleotide messenger RNA. It is a transcript of the gene FERD3L, whose product is annotated as Fer3 like bHLH transcription factor. Bases 54 to 554 code for a protein of 166 amino acids. Lineage: Eukaryota; Metazoa; Chordata; Mammalia; Primates; Cercopithecidae. The record is from RefSeq and is a predicted model, not a curated record. Gene Ontology annotation, biological process: developmental process; regulation of transcription by RNA polymerase II. Gene Ontology annotation, molecular function: protein dimerization activity; DNA-binding transcription factor activity, RNA polymerase II-specific; RNA polymerase II transcription regulatory region sequence-specific DNA binding. The transcript has a single exon.